GGGCAGUGGCGCUGGUGGACCGCUUCUCCUCGCGCCUUUCCCGCUCCUCUCCGGCGCAGUCCCGGCUCCAGCCCGGCUUUUCCGGAGCCCACCGCCCUCCCCUCCGUCCAGGGGUCCCGUGCACCCCUGCAGCGGCUUCGCAGGCCCGGCCAAAGCACCUCAGGACGAGGAGCAACAGCGCGGUCCGCGGGCGAUGGCUCCCUGGCUCGGGCUGGUCGUGCUGCUGGGUAGCUGGAGCCUGGGGCCCUGGGGCGCCGAGGCGUGCACGUGCUCGCCCAGCCACCCCCAGGACGCCUUCUGCAACUCCGACAUCGUGAUCCGAGCCAAGGUGGUCGGGAAGAAGCUGGUGAAGGAGGGGCCCUUCGGCACCAUGGUCUACACCAUCAAGCAGAUGAAGAUGUACCGAGGCUUCACCAAGAUGCCGCAUGUGCAGUACAUCUACACGGAGGCAUCCGAGAGCCUCUGCGGCCUGAAGCUGGAGGUCAACAAGUACCAGUACCUGCUGACAGGCCGCGUCUAUGACGGCAAGAUGUACACGGGGCUCUGCAACUUCGUGGAGCGGUGGGACCAGCUCACCCUCUCGCAGCGCAAGGGGCUCAACUACCGCUACCACCUGGGCUGCAACUGCAAGAUAAAAUCCUGCUAUUACCUGCCUUGCUUUGUGACCUCCAAGAACGAGUGCUUGUGGACCGACAUGCUCUCCAACUUCGGCUACCCCGGCUACCAGUCCAAACACUAUGCCUGCAUCCGGCAGAAGGGUGGCUACUGCAGCUGGUACCGGGGCUGGGCGCCCCCGGACAAGAGCAUCAUCAACGCCACAGACCCCUGAGCCCGGCCCCGCCCACCACGCGCCCCUCCCUCCCCGCUGAGCUCCCCUCGGACACUAACUCUUCCCAGAUGAUGACAAUGAAAUUAGUGCCUGUUUUCUUGCAAAUUUAGCACUUGGGACACUUAAGGAGAAGUCUGUGCUGUCCAUGGAGUUGAUCUGGAGCUCUUCUCCUGGCCCCGCCCCCACCCUGCUCUCUUUGCUUUUGACAUCCCCUGUUUUCACCCUGGGGAUUUCUGGCGUCCUGCCGGAAAGAAUGAGGAAUGUAGAUGCCUCUUCCUUGUGAUAUAUAAUCUAUAUUUUUUUAGGAAAACAAAAAUCAAAAAAUCUACCCUCUUUGGCCACUGCAAACAGCUCCUCCUCUUCCUGUUUCCUGCUCCUCCUCUUCCUGUUUCCUGCUUGGUACCCCCGCCCCCAGCACAUAGAGGAUGCAGACAGGAAGUUGCUGAAGCCAACUGCUUCUGCUCAGUCUGGGCAGCCCACAGCUAGACUCCAGGUAGGCCUAAGAGCUUGUGUCCGGAGGAGACGCUGCUGCACGUCCCCAGAGGGCCUGUCUGUGUCUGCCUGCUCUUCAGCGCAGGGAGGGAAGGAGCAGGCUGCAGGAGAGGGUCGACAGGGUGCAGCACGGUCCCCAGCCGGGACGCUGGGCUGCCGGGCUGUUUCUGAGUCUGGAGUGAGCUCAGGCCGGAAUCAGUGCUGGCUUGGGUAGUCAAGACAGAAACAUCUGUCCGAGGCCGGGCAGCAGCCUGCCUUGUGCAGCUAAGGUGAGAGGUUGAGAUGAGUAUCUUUCUUCUCCGCCUCCCUCGCAUAAGAGCCCUCUGCCACACGGAGGGAGAGGGAGGCUCACCCGGCAACAGCUGCUUCUGUGUGAACGGGAGCGACACACACCAGGCACCGCCCACAGACACAGGCAGGUGGUCUGGGCUGGGGGCGCUUUUCAGAGGUAGUGUGUAGCUCACAGGGGACGCGUCUGCAUCCACACCUGCAUACACCCACGUGCGGGAGGACAUAAGCUAGUUUUCUACAGGACACAGAAUUCUAUUCAAUGCUGUUAAAUAUACCAAUAGUUUCAUCUCUUCUAUUUUGUUGCUGUUGCUUGUUGGGAGAAAACCAUGACAUUCCAAGUUGAUUUUUUUUCUUUUUCAUUAAAAACUGAGGUUCUGAAUACCCUUGGCACCCUCUCUUCCCUCCACCUGGGGUCCCCCGACUUCCCUUUUUCUCCUGCUUCACCUUUGGGGGCCUUCACUUAACUGCCUUACUGGCUUGGCGGAUGGCAGGUGACAGCUACUUCGCACAGGUGGGACAGCCCCGUGUCCUGCCCCGGCUGGAAGGCCACCCCUCUCUCCCGGGUUUGGGGACAGCUUGCUCCCUUCCUUAUGUCUCCGGUUGGUGAUGCCACCCCCUGAGGUCCUCACCCCGUGGAGUGACAAGGGGUGGUCACUUGUGGUCACUCGGGAGGCCUGACUCUGCAAUCAACUGUAGGACUUUGUUGUGUUUUUUUUUUUUUUUAAAUAAAACUAUAAUAUAAAUCCUCCUAUUAAAUAAAAUUAUUUUAAGUUUUAGCGUCACAGUGAGAUGCUGAGAAUGGCAGUGUACGUGUUACAGAGCUGGGACGACAGCACGGUGACGUUUAACACCACUGCUCUCUGGCUCUUUUCUCAGAUUUUGGGUACUUAUCCUCUAUUAGUGUGCAGGUCUUCAGUUCAUUCUACUUUAGGAAACAGCUGUCAACAGAAGUAAUAGAAAAAAAGACAGACAAGUCACACAUACACGCGCACAUCCAGGCUGGGGACAGCAUGGUGUCCAGGUUUCUCAGGACUGGUCCCAGGACCUGCUCACUUCCCUGUGGUCUGCACUGGGCCAGGGGAGGGAGAGGUGUGGCCUCUGUGGGUGGUGGAAGCAGAAAGAGCUCGGGUCUGCACCCCAGGAGUUUAGGGGUGAGCCCUAGACCUGAUGUUUGGGAUUGUCUUUAUUUCAACCCCCAAGUCCACACAACGGAGCUCCGUCCACACAAGUGCCGUCCCUCCAUGGGCGUCGGCAUCUCUACUGUGAGGCACCUGGCCAUUCCUGGCCCAGGACCGUCCCCCACUCACACAGUAAGGCACUUGAGGUGAGGCCUGGGCACAAGGUGCCUAAAGUUUCCAAACUGCAGAGUAAUACACCAGCAGAACUGUAGCCCCAACUGUCAGGCCCUGCGGGGAGGUCCCGGGCACUGAGGGUCUUUUGCAAAAUGAUGCGUCAGAGGGCAGGUUUUGGCUUUCUAUAAGCUAUAGCUUUGUUUAUUUCACCUGUUCACUUACUGUAUAAUUUAAAAUCAUUUAUGUAGCCGAGACACUUCUGUAUUGCAAUCAUAUCAUGAAUGUUUUAUUUUGCUAAAUCUUGUGUCAUGUGUAGCCUGUAAUAUGUGUACAUUGUGUCUAAGAGAAAAAAAAGUGAUAUCCACAUGCUGCCAUUUUCCUGAAUCAAAUUCUACAGUGGAAUGGAGGGUGAAAGACUUCUUCCUGGGCAGGCAGCGAGACUGGCAAGUCGGGGAACUGGAAGGAAUAGAGACCCUUCUGGCCUUCUCCCUAUCCGAGUUCCAGGUGUUCCCCCCAUAGAAAGGAGAGCGGAAAAACUCAGCAUGCUCAUGUCCUCAUCCUCUAUCAGCUGGCCUGGCACAUGGGAUACCUGCCCCCUCUUCUGCUUCCCAAGUCCUUCCUUCCACUUGAUUAGGAAGCCAGGAUUUCUCCUGAAAAGUCCCGGGCCAUGAGAACUGUGAUUCCAAGUUCUCUUUGCUUCCUCCAGGCAUCUCUGCUGCCUCCAAUCAAGGAAGCCACGCGCCCGGGCUCUUGUCUCUCGGGCCAGUGGUCUGUGAGGCCAGGAGGUGAUGUUGAGGCCCUGUGCCUCACCAUCCCCAGCCCCAGGUAGGCCUUGUGAUGACAGUGAUAGCCCAUAACCAGCAUUCUUCAUACCAUGGUUCUUGAGCAAUAAAAGAGACCAAUAACUUUGAGUAGCUCUUCUGGGAGGUCCUGUGGCUCCAGGGGACACCCCGCCCCACCCUUCCCUCACCCUUCCCUUUCAGCUUGUGCAUGGUGAUCAGCAGUGCAGGUUGCCCAUGAUGGCACUUGAAUGUCUGGCUCCUGGCUACCGAAAGCAAAAAUAUCGCUAGAGUAUUCGCAUCAGAGAGGAGCGGCAUCAAAGCCUAAUGGCGGGAGCACAACAACCGCGGUCACAUAGUGGGGUGGGGUCGGCCACUUUGCAAGGGGCUCUCUGUGGGGGAGAGAAGGGAGGCGCUCGGUGAUGUCCACGUGUUGGGGGAGGGCUCCCAGAGUUCCCGGGCCACCUCUCUCUCCAGCCAGUCCACAGUGCCAGAACCCAGAAGCGACGGAGAGAAACCAACCAGAGAAACCCUGUCUAGAAGGAAUGUAUUUGUUGCUAAAUUUUGUAGCACUGUUUACAGUUUUCCUCCAUGUUAUUUAUGAAUUUUAUAUUCCGUGAAUGUACAUUGUCUUGUAAUGUCGCAUAGUGUUCACUUUUUAUAGUGUGUCUUCUAUUCUAAACAGUAAAGUGGUUUUAUUUCUAUCACA
Molecule: messenger RNA, 4392 nt
Organism: Chinchilla lanigera (long-tailed chinchilla)
Lineage: Eukaryota; Metazoa; Chordata; Mammalia; Rodentia; Chinchillidae
Gene: Timp3
Product: TIMP metallopeptidase inhibitor 3
Exons: 5
Coding region: 194-829 (211 amino acids)
Biological process (GO): negative regulation of membrane protein ectodomain proteolysis; negative regulation of endopeptidase activity
Cellular component (GO): extracellular matrix
Molecular function (GO): metalloendopeptidase inhibitor activity; protease binding
Source: RefSeq, a predicted model, not a curated record